AUGGAAGAAAGAGAGAUUUUUGGUUCUGGACAUGGUGUUAAUGUUAAUCAGGUCCCACAGGGGUUCAACUUGGGUCAAAAUCAAAAUUCGUUGAGUUUUUCUGGGCCCACUGGGGAGGUUCCGGCGACUCUUCCGGUGAUUGCACCGGGUGGCGGUGGUAUGGAUAUGAAGAAGAAGAGGGGUAGGCCUAGGAAGACUGAAUCUGGAAGUAAACCGGCGCUGUCUCCGAUGCCGAUUUCGGCGUCGAUUCCGUUGACUGGAGAUUUCUCUGGCUGGAAAAGUGGUGGAGGGAAGCCUUUUGAAGCAAUCAAGAAGCCUUUGAAGUUAAAUGAUUUUGAUGAAGAUGAUAGAACAGCUCCACCCAGUUCCAGUUUCAAAACUCAUGUGCUUACAGUAAAUUCUGGAGAGGAUCUCUCGAUGAAAAUAAUGUCUCUAUCUCAACAAGAGAAUCAUACUAUAUCCAUUCUCACUGCAACUGGCACAAUUUCGAAUGUCACACUUCGCCAGUCGGAUGCCUGUGGAGGUACUUCGACAUAUGAGGGAGUUUUCGAGAUUCUUUCCUUGAGCGGAUCAUUUGUGCCAACCGAGAACGGAUUGACAAAGAGCAGAGCUGGACGAAUGAGUGUCUCUUUGGCAGGUCCAAACGGCCGUGUUUUCGGAGGCGCGCUCGCUGGUUUGCUGGUAGCUGCUGGUUCUGUGCAGGUUGUGGUUGCAAGUUUUCUUCCUGAUAAUCAGAAACCAAAGAAGCAAAGGAUCGAUCAUAUGUCACCAACCGCCCCUCCCACAUCAACUCAUAUUAACAAUCAUGCAUCUGAAGAAUUGAAAACCGAUCUCGGUGGAAUGAAGCCUAUCAUGUCACCAGCCGGAUUUAACUUCGCUUCAUUCGGCAACGGCCAGGGCUCUAAUGGCCAGGGCUCUGGCAACUCAUCGUCAUCUGGCGAUGAUGACGAGCAUGUCCAACCCUAG
Vicia faba (fava bean) is the source of this 966-nucleotide messenger RNA. Lineage: Eukaryota; Viridiplantae; Streptophyta; Magnoliopsida; Fabales; Fabaceae. The record is from the annotation of a GenBank genome assembly.